AGUCACAUCAUCCUACCUCGGUGGAUGGCUUGGCCUCUUGGGUAGUUCAAGACUCUUGAUUGACCACACUUUAUGCAAAAUCUGGAAUAUUCUUGCCUGGACUCUCUUCUGUUUUCUAAGGGUUCAUGUUGGGGAGAGGUCUAAAACGCAAGCUGAGUGACUAUGAGGAGAACAUGGCUGGUCUCUCGAGUGCCUUUGAUUCCAGUCGAAGUCUGUCAUACCCACUUAAGAGGCAGCUGGUGCUUAAUAUGUGCCUCACCAAGUUACAGACCUACAAAAUGCUGGUGGAACCGAACUUACACCGUUCUGUCCUCAUAGCCAACACAGUGCGGCAAAUUCAGGAGGAAAUGAGACAAGAGAGUAAUCAGCAGCCAGUUAAUGUCUGCCCUGGCAUUACUCCUAGUUCUCACAGCUACAUGGAGUCAUCUGGGAUUUCUCUUCAGUUGCCUUCAGGUAUUAGUCAGCAAGAGUCUAACUGUUGCGACUUGCGGUCUGUAGAAGACCCAAUUGAGAAUAGCCUGCUGAUAGUUUCAGAUGAUGAUAUGUCAUCUGCUAUUUCAUCUAUCCUGAAGGAUUUAGACUUUGUAGAAGAUAUAAGCCCACCUACUUGUCUGGUUCCUACUGGAGAUGACCAGCCAAAGUUUCCAGAAAAUACCGGUCUAAAACUAGAAGAUGAUAGACAGGAUUUGAAGGGAGCUGAAUGUGUGUUUGGUUCCUUUGAGAUUUCAAAUUCAACUAGUUACUUGAAGGAUUUGGCGAUAGAUGACAUUUUUGAAGAUAUUGACACUUCAAUGUAUGAUUCAGACUUCUGUUGCCCUCCGCUUAUGCCGCCCAGACCACCAUCUCUUGCUACAGAAGAACCAUUGAAAACCUUCCCAUCUUGUAAUACUUCUUCAGCAAGCAACAUUCAGAUAUGUAGAGCAGAUCUGAGUGAGUUGGACCACAUCAUGGAAAUUCUUGUUGGAUCCUGA
This is a messenger RNA of Chaetura pelagica (chimney swift), 971 nucleotides long. RefSeq names its product SERTA domain-containing protein 2-like. The transcript is spliced from 2 exons. Bases 126 to 971 code for a protein of 281 amino acids. Gene Ontology annotation, cellular component: nucleus. Lineage: Eukaryota; Metazoa; Chordata; Aves; Apodiformes; Apodidae. Gene Ontology annotation, molecular function: transcription regulator activity. The record is from RefSeq and is a predicted model, not a curated record.